AUGCAGCCAUUGCCAGUAACCAUAUGGUUACCAGGUUCGGGAUCCUUUCAGGGAUGCUUCUGGCGGCGGGGAUGGCUCUCAUCUCCGUUUUCACCCCUUGCUUGUGCCUUAAUCCUUCUCCCUCCACACCCACACCGCUGCUUCCCCACACCCGCACCUCCGCUUCCCCACACCCGCACCUCCGCUUCCCCACACCCGCACCUCCGCUUCCCCACACCCGCGCGCCUUCCUCCACACCACACCCCCACCUCUCCCCCAUACCACCCCCCACCUCCCCACCCCCCCUCCCAUGCAGACGUACACAGUGCCGCCAGAGGCAAACUGCCGCCAGAGGCGAACGUGAGCCAAGUGCUGGAAUGCGGUUACCAGUCGAGCACCGCAACGCUGUUUGGAAUCAUAGGAGGCAUGCUGCUGGCGGCGGGCAUGGCGCUCAUCUCCGUGCUGGGCGGCUGCGUGUGCUGUGUGACCAUCCAGUACGCGCACGGGCAGGCGCUCAAAGUCAGCAUCGUGUGCUACACGCUCGCAUGGGUGGCAUUCUUCCUUGCGGAGAUCUGUCUCAUGUCGGGCGGAUCCCUCAACAACUACCACAAGGAGGUCACCAAUUAUCAAUAUGAUUUUCAGCUGCGCACGUGCUACCAGCUCAAGACGUCCACCUAUAUCGUGGGAGCGGUGAUGUCGAUACUGACGGUGGUGUUCGCAGUGCUGUACUACGGGCAAGCGCAGAAGUCCAAGUACGAGGCGUGGGUGGAGCAGGGCGCUCCCACCCCCCGCCUCUACUCCCUCGAAACCAUGAAGAGCUUCGUCAUCGCCGGCCCUGCCCGUGCCGGCCCUUUGAAAUCGGAAGAUGAUGAUGAGGAUGAGGAUGAUAUGGGGGAUGAGGAGGAAGAGGAGUAUGAUGUGUUUGAUGAGGAAGAGGAGGAUGAUGAUGAUACGCGGCCACUCAACCCGCGCAGGCAUGACGAUGAUGACGACGACAAUGAUGGUAACCGCGCGCAUUGA
Closterium sp. NIES-65 is the source of this 999-nucleotide messenger RNA. Lineage: Eukaryota; Viridiplantae; Streptophyta; Zygnematophyceae; Desmidiales; Closteriaceae. The record is from the annotation of a GenBank genome assembly.